Molecule: messenger RNA, 774 nt
Organism: Fraxinus pennsylvanica
Lineage: Eukaryota; Viridiplantae; Streptophyta; Magnoliopsida; Lamiales; Oleaceae
Source: the annotation of a GenBank genome assembly
AUGGCUAUGGUGAAUGCAGUUUCUGUUGCUUUUAGACCAACCCCUUCUCCUUUUCUUCUGCCUUCCACUUCAUAUUCCAGUUUCCCCUCAAUUUCUCCCACAAAAAAUUCUGAAUUAUUGACAUUUGCCCUGGGAAAAAGAAGGGAUUUUUUUUCUCCCAUUUCUGCUUUCAAGAACACGAAGAUUUGUGACUCUUUGGAUACAGCUGAAGACAAGGAUGAUGCAUUGGAAGAGCCCGUUGAGACUCUCUUAUAUUCAUUCUCUCCUUUGCCUUUGCUGUUUGUGGCUUCUCUUCCUGGAGCUGCAACUGUGAGGUCUCUGUUUGGCCCUUUUGUUGAGCUUGUCAAGUCAUGGAACCUUCCUGACUGGCUUGUGCACUGGGGUCACCCUGGUAACAUGGCUGUUGUGCUCUUUGCUAUGGGUGGUUAUGGAACUUACUUGGGUUUUCGUAUUCGCUUCUCUGAUGAUGUGGAGGAGAGGGCCAAGGCCAAAGAUUUGCAUCCUAAACUCCUUGGAGGAAUGUUUUUCUUCUUUGCUUUGGGAGCUACUGGUGGAGUUACAUCUCUUCUAACUUCGGAUAAACCCAUUUUUGAAAGUCCUCAUGCUGUAUCAGGUUUCAUUGGGCUUGCUCUUUUGACAAUUCAGACCCUAUUGCCUGCAUUAUUUGAGGGGAAUCCCGGAUUGCGCAAUGUUCAUGGGAUAUUGGGCAGUGGCAUUAUGACAUUGUUUCUUGUCCAUGCCGCCCUUGGACUUCAGCUUGGCCUGAGUUACUAA